Molecule: messenger RNA, 1197 nt
Organism: Cooperia oncophora
Lineage: Eukaryota; Metazoa; Nematoda; Chromadorea; Rhabditida; Trichostrongylidae
Source: the annotation of a GenBank genome assembly
AUGUUGCGCCGAAUCGGUACCGCUGCCAGAUGUCAUGCGGCUUCUUUGACGGAGCGACCGAAACCGGAUCCUUGUUCUCAAUCGCAGUAUCGACUAGAUUACGAUCUAUUUUACGAGAUAGUCAGACGUCUGCUCCCAUGGCCAGUUACGACGAAUUUUGUGGUGCGACUGUUCAGGUUGUUGGAUGUCUCCGACAGUGGACUGUUAACGUUCCGUGAUUUGGCCAUGACAUUGUCGCUACUGUUACUGGGUGACGCUACUGAAAAGUUGGCUGUCAUAUACAAGUGUCAUAUUCCACCAGCCUUCAAUAUUUCCGAUCUUGAUGAGCUGAACCAAGGUGAUGAUGAACGAGAUGGCUGGUGUAUGACACUCCGGAGGUUGCAGUUGACGCGAUGGAUAUGCUGGCAUCUUCCACCAUCGGCUAGUACCUCACAAGGACAAUUCACCAACGAAAGGGGACAUUUCAAAGCACGGUCAACAAGUGCAGUGAUGGUGGAUGACCCAAAAUCGAGUGCUUCGUCAUUACUGGAUCUAAUAGCCCCAAAAUCUUACGGGAGUGAUCCAUCUGAUUCGAGUCAUGUUCAAGUAGCCGAUGAGGCUAGUGAGGAAUCACUGUCACUUAUUGAUGAAUCUAUCAGUAAACUUCGGAAUCUGCGUGCCACGUUGUCGUCACCAGAUGCGGCUUCCGCUCGACUGGAAAUCAAAACGCUCCCACCGAUGAAUCAGCACCCGUCGGAGCGAAAACGUGUGGGCCAAUCUCGCCAUUCCUGUGACAAAGGCCCAGCGUCUUCUCAUAGUAGUACUCUAGUAGAUAACCGGAUUUAUAACUAUGGAGACAAAAACGAUUUAUUUCAUACCAUCCUGUUUUCACUUGGGCAAACGGCAUCGCCAAGUAACCAAGUGCACUUGGAAGCAGAACUGGCUGAUGCGAUGAAAGAAGAUAUCGACGUUCCCACAGAUACGACGACACUGGACAAUACAAAGUCAGAGGACGAAGACGUGAAAGAGGAUCUUGAUGCGGCGCAACGUCGACGAAUUGCCGAAACUCGAACGGGAAUGGCUGAAAACGAAUGGCGCAUCAAUUUCGAACAAGUGCUCGCCACAGUUCUUAGCGAGGCCUUACUGGCGAAUUAUUUUGAGACCAAGUACUCGUUACAAGGACUUGUCAAGAGGUGUGUACUUCAUUCAGCGAACUAA